CAGCAGAUUUGCUGUAUCGUAUCAUACGGGCGUGCAGGUGCAGCGACUCGCGCGCGCACUCACACAGAGCCAUCGUCUAUACGCCGGGGGAAGGGGAGAGCUAGCGCCGCAUAUUCCUUCUCUGGACUAUAGGCUACACGAGACAGACGUAUAAUUCCUACUGAGAAGUGUGGAUAAAGCCGAGGCUGAGAUAUUUAGGCAGGAAAAAGCAGAUGCCUCUUCAAUAAAGGAUCUCCGACAGCGGCUGUUCGACUCAUCGCUUGUUCAGUGGAAUGCGGACUUACCUCUCUGGAGGAGCUGAGGUUUUCUGGGGAAAAGGAAAUCAUGUAUUUGACCUACUACCCACAAAAAGCUAAAUACAACCGCAGCUCUAAUCCUACUUUAACCAGAGGGUGAGAUGCAUAAAUCGGUCUUUUAACAUGUCGAGUCAACCAGAUUUUUAGCACAGUUUUAGAUUUCAAAGCACUAAGUACCGUGUGAGGUUUUUUUCUUGGAUUCUAGAAGUAUUCCUCAAUGGAGAUGCUCGGAGGAGAAUCAAGAUGGAGAUUCAAGUGAAAAGAAACUCUUAAAUACUGCGGGGUUUUGAAAAACUGGGACCUUACUAUAUCUGCAACGCUAUUUUCAAAAAAGCCGGAUAAAUUAAUACUCCAGACUGGAAAUAAAUCUCUCUUUAGCUGUGGAUUAAGAGAAACGGAACAUUUGAAAAGAAGGAUUAGGAGCACGCUCGGAAGAUGAUGAUGCGAAAGUGGAGGUGCAGUGCAGGGUUGUCGGCGGGCUCGGUCUUGGCGGGGCUGAUCGUGGCCGUCUCGCUGACCUCAGCCCUGGAGUUCGACGGGCUGCCGGGUCAGUGGGUCCGCUACGGGCCGUGGCAAGCGGGUGCCACCGGAGAGCUGAGCUUCACCAUGAAGACCAACAUCAGCAAGGCGGUGGUGCUGUACAUGGACGACGGCGGUAACUGCGAUUUCCUGGAGCUACUGAUCAACAACGGUCGCUUGCAGUUGCGCUUCGCCAUCCACUGCGGCGAGCCGGCCUCGUUGCACAUGGAGACGCACGUCAACGACGAGCGCUGGCACCGCAUCCUGCUCACGAGGAACUAUCGCGAGACCGUUCUGGUGAUGGACGGGGAGUCCAAGAUGGCGGAAGUGAAGUCCAAACGUAGGGAGAUGAUGGUAGCCAGCGAUUUAUAUGUGGGUGGCAUUCCGCCGGACGUUCGUCUCUCAGCCCUCACGUCCAGCACGGUCAAAUACGAGCCGCCAUUCCGAGGUCUGAUCGCCAACCUUAAGUUAGGGGAGACUCCUCCUGUCCUCCUGGACAGCCAAGGGGUGAAGAACGAUCUGGAAUAUCUGUGUACCAAACAAAAUCCAUGCAGUAACGGAGGACGCUGCUCGAUUCAAGAAAGCGAGGUGCUGUGCGAUUGCUCUAAUACUGGCUACAAAGGGAAAUACUGCAGUGAAGCUCUCCAGCAAGUUCUGGGAGGUCUGGCGCACCUGACGUUAAAGAGCCAAGCCCCAGGAGCAGCUCCUCUGACGGCCAUUCCAGCAGCAGGUGAUCCUGGAUCAGGCCAAGCGGAGUCAGUGGCCACGUACAAGGGUAAUGAGUUCUUCAGCUACGACCUGUCCCAGAAGCCCAUCCAGAGCAGCACAGAUGAGAUCACGCUGUCCUUCCGGACUCUGCAGCGAAACGGCCUCCUGCUUCACACCGGCAAGUCGGCAGAUUACGUCAAUCUGUCUCUGAAAAGCGGAGCCGUGUGCCUGGUCAUCAACCUGGGCUCGGGCGCCUUCGAGGCUCUCGUGGAGCCGUCGGACGGCAAGUUCAACGACAAUGCAUGGCACGUUGUCCGCGUGUCCCGCAACCUGCGUCAGCGCGCAGGGGUCGGACUCCCUACGGUAAACAAACUGCAUUAUAUGGUAACGAUAUCAGUGGACGGGCUGCUGACCACCACAGGCUACACUCAAGAGGACUACACCAUGCUGGGAUCUGAUGAUUUCUUCUACGUGGGAGGCAGUCCAAACACGGCGGAUCUGCCCGGCUCUCCCGUGAGCAACAACUUCAUGGGCUGCCUCAAAGAUGUGGUGUACACCAAUAAUGAGUUCAGACUGGAGCUCUCCCGUCUGGCUGAAAUGCGUGACCCCAAGGUGACUGUCCACGGUGACCUGACCUUCCGCUGCGAAGAUGUCGCCGCUUUAGACCCUGUCAGUUUCGACACGGCAGCUGCUUACGUAACCCUGCCACGCUGGAAUGCUAAGAAAACCGGCUCUGUGUCCUUCGACUUCCGUACCACUGAGCCAAACGGCCUCCUGCUGUUCAGUCACGGGCGGCAGCAAGGUUCGAAAGAUCGCAGGCCGAGGGUGGACUUUUUCGCCGUGGAGCUGCUUGACGGAUUUCUCUACCUGCUCAUGGACAUGGGCUCCGGUACCAUCAAGAUAAAAUCCGGGAACAAGAAAGUUAAUGAUGGAGAAUGGUGUCACGUGGAUUUCCAGAGAGAGGGCAGGAAAGGCUCCAUCUCUGUGAACGGCCGCAGCUUGCCCUUCUCCACCAACGAGGGUAGUGAGGUCCUAGAUCUGGAUGGCGAUAUGUACCUGGGGGGUCUGCCCGAGGACAGCGGCGGUCUCCCUCUCCCCCCUGAAGUGUGGACAGCCUCCCUCAGGCUGGGCUUCGUGGGCUGCGUGCGCGAUCUCUUUCUAGACGGCCGCAGCAAAGACCUGCGACGGCUGGCGGAGCUUCAAAGCUCUCCGGGCGUCAGCAGCUUCUGCACGAGAGAGACACAUCGGAGGUGCAGCUCAGAGCCCUGUGCUCACGGAGGACGCUGCCGCGAGGGCUGGAACAGACAUGUGUGCGAUUGCACUGGGACUGGAUAUCUGGGGCCUAACUGCGAGAUGGAGUCUGCAGUGUUGAGUUAUGAUGGCAGCAUGUUUCUGAAGGUCCUGAUGGCUCACGCUGUUCACACUGAGGCUGAGGACGUGUCUCUGCGCUUCAUGUCUCAGAGAGCUUAUGGUCUGCUCAUGGCCACCACCUCUAAAGAGUCCGCAGACACCCUGCGCCUGGAGCUGGACGGGGGAAGAGUCAGACUCACCGUCAACCUAGAUUGUAUCGGGAUAGACUGUAACCUUAGUAAAGGACCGGAGACUCUGUUCGCAGGGCACAAACUGAAUGACAAUGAAUGGCACUCUGUGAAGGUGGUGCGCCGUGGGAAGAGCCUGCAGCUCUCUGUUGACAAUGUGACCGUGGAGGGCCAGAUGAGCGGAGCACACACGCAGCUGGAGUUCCACCACAUAGAGACUGGCAUCAUGACGGAGCGGCGCUUUAUCUCCGUCAUGCCCUCCAACUUCAUCGGCCACCUACAGGGCCUCUCUUUCAACAGAAUGCCCUACCUGGACCUGUGCAAGAAUGGCGACAUCUCUUACUGUGAGCUCAAUGCACGCUUCGGCAUGCGCCGCAUCGUGGCAGAUCCGGUCAGUUUCCGGACUCGAGCCAGUUACGUGGCAUUGUCCACUUUGCAGGCGUACGCGUCCAUGCACCUCUUCUUUCAGUUCAAGACCACAAGCCCAGAUGGUUUGAUGCUGUUCAACUCUGGAGAUGGAAGCGACUUUAUCGUUGUUGAACUUGUGAAAGGGUACAUCCAUUAUGUGUUUGACUUGGGCAAUGGGCCGUCGCUCAUGAAGGGCAACUCUGACAAGCCGCUGAAUGAUAACCAGUGGCACAACGUCAUGGUGUCCCGCGAUGACAGCAACGUGCACAUGCUCAAGAUAGACUCCCGCACCGUCACGCAGCACUCCAACGGAGCCCGCAACCUGGACCUGAAAGGAGAGCUGUACGUUGGAGGCGUGGGGAAGAGCAUGUACAACAGUCUGCCCAAGCUCAUAGCAUCUCGAGACGGGUACCAGGGCUGCCUGGCGUCAGUUGAUCUGAACGGCAGACUGCCCGACCUCAUCGCUGAUGCUCUGCACCGGGUGGGUCAGGUGGAGAGAGGGUGUGAAGCCGGCCCUGGCACUACCUGCAUGGAGGACUCGUGCUCCAAUCAGGGAGUGUGUCUGCAGCAGUGGGAGGGGUUUACCUGCGACUGCACCAUGACGACAUACGGAGGUCCCCUCUGCAGUGACCCUGGAACCACAUAUAUUUUUGGUAGAGGCGGAGCGCUUAUCACGUACACCUGGGCACCCAAUGAUAGGCCAAGCACCAGGGCAGACCGUCUAGCCGUGGGCUUCAGCACCCAGCAGAGUGAUGCCAUCCUGGUGCAGGUGGAGAGCAGCCAGGGUCUUGGAGACUACCUGCAAUUGCACAUUGAACAAGGGAAGGUCGGUGUGAUCUUCAACGUGGGCACGGAUGACAUCACCAUAGACGAGCCUGCAGUCACCGUGAACGAUGGCAAGUACCACGUGGUCCGCUUUACACGCAGCGGUGGCAACGCCACUCUCCAGGUGGACAACCAGCCCGUCAUCGAGCGCUUCCCAUCAGGGAACAUUGAUAAUGAACGACUUGCUAUAGCCAGGCAAAGAAUUCCAUACAGACUUGGUCGGGUAGUUGACGAGUGGCUACUCGACAAAGGUCGCCAGUUGACCAUCUUCAAUAGCCAGGCGGCCAUUAAGGUGGGUGGUCAGGAUAAAGGCCGGCCGUUCCAAGGUCAGAUCUCCGGCCUGUACUACAACGGACUGCAGGUGUUGAAGUUGGCGGCUGAGGGAGAUCCUAACGUGCAGGUGACGGGUAACUUGCGUUUGGUGGGGGACGCGCCCUCCGUCCUAUCUACGGAGACCACCUCGGCCACCCCUCCGGCUGCGGCAGACAUGUCCACCACCAUCAUGGAGACCACCACCACCAUGGCCACCACCACUACCCGUAGACAACGCUCGCCCAGCCUGAAAGACAGUAUUACACAGAACUCAGAUGAUCUGCUGGUGGCCUCUGCUGAGUGUCCCAGUGAUGAUGAAGAUCUGGAGGAGUGUGAACCUGGCACUGGAGGUGAACUAGUGUUGCCCAUAAUUACAGUGGACACCCAAGACUCCCUUCCCAUGGCCACCCGUUACCCCGCUAUCCCCGCCCCUCCUACCUCCCUGACCCCUCUCCAGACCACCAAAGAGUCCCUCAUUUUGUCCGACCCCCGCCCACCAUGCCCUCCUGACCAGGAGGACUGUGGUGACCCCAUGGAGGUGUCGGCUUUCGGCUCCGGAGAAAUGACGGAGUCCGAUGAUGAGGACUUUUACAAAAACUCCCCCAUGGUCACCGAUAGGACAGUCCUGCCCCCGCCCCCCGCAGUGGGCAGAAGCGGGGGCCAGAGCCCGGGUGGUAACCGCCCCCCAGUCCCUGCGCCCACCACUCACCCCAACCAACUCCACAUCCCGGCGGGCAAAAUGAACACCCGUGACCAGGUGCUUCUGCCCCCCGCCCCAUCCUCCCGCCACACUCCCGGGCUGACCUACCCACCUGACUUCCCUCAUGUGCCCACAGCUCACCCCACCGAUCUGAUGGAGAAAGGCCGCCCCGGCGCCGUGGAGGUGAUAAGGGAGUCCAGCAGCACCACGGGCAUGGUAGUUGGCAUCGUGGCGGCCGCCGCCCUCUGCAUCCUCAUCCUGCUUUACGCCAUGUAUAAAUACCGCAACAGAGAUGAAGGUUCUUAUCAGGUGGACCAGAGCCGUAACUCUGGCUCGGAAAGCAACGGAGCCGUAGUCAAGGAGAAGACUGCAAGCACGACCGCCGCCGUCGCUAAGACGACUUCCAAGGGCAAGAAGAAUAAGGACAAGGAGUAUUACGUCUAAGAAUGUGUGUGAGAUGAGGGGAGAGGAGGUAAACAGGAAGUGGGCUGAGGAUUUUCAAACUUCAAAUCACCUCCUCUGCAUCCUCAAACAUUUAAGCCACACAAUCUUCUGUUUACUUCUGCAAAAGUUUUUCUCCUCUUCUGCCACUGAAAGAUAAAGAUGAGUGAAUGUGGGGAAAGGAACCAUGAUGAAUAGAUCCUCCGUUGCCGUCUUACAAAGCCAUUGUUGUAUGUAAUUUUAUCUCCUUCAUGUCUAAAGAAUAUCUUCCAUUACAUUCCAGAUGAUGUAAUGCGCUCUACACUCUUUGCGAUUAAAAAUUUAUGUUUCAUGUGACCGGGUCUCCGAAGGAGAGAAACAAAACACCAUGGACAGAGAGAGAAAACCACAUGUAGCCAUUUAUCGUCUCCAUACACAAGCUUUUGGUGCUAUUUUGGAGUAUUUAACAUUAUAGAACCGUGAAAUCGAGAUCUUUUAUAAGACAUUUACUGGCCCUUGUUAAAAUAGUUUACGAAGAACAUAAAGUGAGUUAUUUGCGGGAAACAAGCAGGUGCUCGUAUUUAAAUUUGACACAUUUCUCGGGAAGUAAAAGUAUUUGAUAAAAAAUGUGGCAGAUGACACCAGACAGCUUGUUUCAUAUUCCUAUAGAGUUUUGAAUUAAUUUCCACACAGAUAUUUAUGUCACGUGUAUAAAUGAAGAUUAAACUGUCCCUGUAAUGAAACACGCAAACCGAGUUCUUUCAUUGUCGUUUAUCCACCUUGGUUUCAUAAACAGGCUUUGCUCUCGUGCAUAUCAGCGGUUAGACAGCAUGGCAGGUUUGAAGGUGUCAGAGGGCUGUUAGGACUGAAAAGAAAAAACUUUCUAAUGUUCUUGAUGUCUCUCUCUCUCUCCCCAUGGUGCUGAAACAUUGUGAUCCGUUAGGCUAAUAAUUGUGUUCCAUGCAUGAUGUACUCACAUUCAGCUUUGAGAGUUUUUUAAAUAAGAAAUGCAAAUCAUAAAGUUGAUAACUCUCAUCUCACCUGGAGGAACAGAUUUGCGCGAGAGAGCACAACAAGGACGGAAGAGACCUCAGACUGUCCUGAACUGAACAUUGGCUUGUGGACAAAAGAUGUUGUAUCUAUGUAAAUACAGGACAAAAAUACAUCAGGAUACAGGUCCGUGUGUAUCGUGCAUACAGUGUGUAUGCGUGCGCGUGCGCUUGUGUGUGUGUAUGUGUGUGUGUGAGAGUGUUUGUCUUUGUCCUUUGGCAUGAGAAAGAUAUACGCAAGACUAAGUAUGAGAACUCUUUCUCUUGCCCCUUAUAUUCUCUAUGGUGUGAAACUGCAGCCCAAUACCCAUCAGAAUGAGAUGACAGACAGUGAAACAAACAGGAUAAGAGAAAUGUCGUCUUUUGAGAACUCUGUGGCAUCUCCACACAGGGAACUUGUAUAACCGAAUCGAGAUGCCAACUCGCCACCCCCCCAACCUUAAAGGAGAAGGAAAUCCAAGACUUUGGAUAAAGCAGCACAACAUUGUGUCCAGACUUUUGUAUCAUGGAAGGGGAGGGAAAAAAUGAAAAAAGAAAAAAAAGAGUAUACUGUCUAGAUAUUUCUCACAAAUGAAAAUAUGGUUUUCCUGAAUUGACAUUCCUUGUUAUUACAAAGAGGUUUUUUUGUUUAGUCCUUCCUCUUCGAUUAAAAAAAAAUGUUAUUCACAACAGAUAUUACUUCGUAAUUGAAGUGAUUUUCAAAUGUGAAAUCCUGAAAUGUUAUUUGGAAUUUUCUUGAAUUUGGUAAAAGAUAUUAAGGUAAAUGCAUUACACGUAUACCUCCAUUUUGCAUUUAAGUUCUUUUAUGACAUCAUCAGCAGGGCUUUUUGUUUGUGUUUUUGUUUUGUUCUUUUCAAAUAUAAUUGUCAUUUACAUAUGCUGGUCAAAGUAUAUUCCCGUUCUUAAUGUAAUUGUAAAGUGUUACUGUGACAUGAAAUCUAAAUAUGUGUACAUUGACAGAGGGAAAAAUACACUUGGUUCUAUACUUCGUACA
This is a messenger RNA of Triplophysa dalaica, 7769 nucleotides long. RefSeq names its product neurexin 2a (gene nrxn2a). The coding region runs from base 732 to 5750 and encodes 1672 amino acids. Lineage: Eukaryota; Metazoa; Chordata; Actinopteri; Cypriniformes; Nemacheilidae. The transcript has 24 exons. The record is from RefSeq and is a predicted model, not a curated record.